Messenger RNA from Zonotrichia leucophrys gambelii, 1749 nucleotides. Its product is annotated as serine protease inhibitor Kazal-type 5-like. Gene Ontology annotation, molecular function: protein binding. The record is from RefSeq and is a predicted model, not a curated record. Lineage: Eukaryota; Metazoa; Chordata; Aves; Passeriformes; Passerellidae. The transcript is spliced from 16 exons. Bases 297 to 1121 code for a protein of 274 amino acids.
CUGCUGCAAGGACCAGGAAGAGUCUGUGCUUUGAGGAGCUGCCUGUGGGAAGCAUUGAGGAGGUUUUUGGACCCUCCCCAGAGCUGUGCCAAGGACAGGAAAGGUUUGGUGGAAGAAGCCCAGGCAGGCUCUGUGGGUCCCUGGGGUGGCUGCUGGAGCCAGAUGUUGCCAGUCAAGCUUCGAUUAAGAACGAAUGCAGGAAAAUUUGGUCACUCCUGCGCAGCGGGAAGUAUUCCUGUCCCAUCACCAGGGAGACCUUCAGCAGCCCAAAUAAAAAAGGAGACCUCAACAAGUGCAUGAUGUGCCAGAGGCUGCUGGAAAGAGACUCAGCUACCCAAGGGAGUGGUGGAGAGCUGGACAGGAAUGUGAACUCCUUGGGAAAGGACGAGUGUCGGGAGUUUCGGGAUCUGUUCAAGAGAGGGAAACUCACCUGCACCAGGGAGAACGACCCUGUCCGGGAUGCCUCUGGGAAGCAGCACAGCAAUAAGUGCAUCAUGUGUGCAGAGAAGUUCAAAAGGGAGAAUGAGCAGAAGUUAUCUAAAAACAGACAAGGAAAAGAUAAGGAUGACUGCAGCGAGUUCCGCUCCCAGUUUGAAGCCGGCGGCCGCCUGUCCUGCACCAGGGAGAAUGCCCCUGUCCGGGAUGCCUCUGGCAGGCAGCACACCAACAAAUGCCUCAUGUGUGCUGAGAGGUUCAAAAAGGAAGCUCAAAGAGGGGGUGGAACUCUCCAGCGCAACAAACUGCCUGCUUCAGAGAGGACAAAGCAGAAGAACUGUGGUGGCUCAAGGCAGGGUGUAAACGAGAGGCGUCCCUUCUCCUCGGGCAGAGGCCCUCAAGUGCAGCGUGGCAGGAACUGCAAUCGGCCACCAGGCCGUAAGUCCCAGAGCAGAGACAGCCACGAGGACCCCACGCUGGACUGUGAGCGAAUUCUGCAUGGGGUAAAGGGUGGAAGGAUUUUCUGCAGCGAAUCCUCACAACCAGUCUGUGGCACUGAUGGGAAAACAUACAAAAAUGAAUGUGACUUGUGUUCAGCUGCCAUGAGAGCUUCAAACUUCAUCACGGUAAACUAUCGAGGCGAGUGCCAAGAGCCUGGCAAUGCAGUGGUCGGCAUCGUGGGAUAAGAUAUCUUUUUUUGGAGUAAUGGAGUUCAGACUGCCAGCAAACACCAGGGAUCAUCUGUGACCAAAGAGAAAGUAAAGGAAGCAUCGAUGUCGAGCAUCAGGGGAGCUGCUGAGCCCCCAGGACUGCCAGAGCUGCCUCCAUCCCCUUCUGCAGCACAGGGGGCCUGAGCUGCCUCCAUCCCCUUCUGCAGCACACGGGGCCUGUCCUUGCUCAGGUGGAGGGCAGGAGGCUGUGGGGACUCAGUGGUGCCUCCCAGGUGUGCCCCGUGCGUGUGCUGCCGUCCCUGCCGCCUCGCUGUGUCUAAACGUGCUUCUCCAAUAAACAUAACUCCUCAGCUUCAUGUCACUGUUCUUCACUCAGCCUCGGGGGGGACACACCACUCCCUGCUCUGGCUUUGCUCCAUGUGCUCCUUAGGCAAUGAGCACCCUGAGGUGCAGCAGCUGCUGUAAAUAUCUGGUGAAGAUGUUGGACCCAAGGAGGAAGAGUGUGGUCUGGGGUUUUGUGCGGAGGGAUCAGGGGUCGGUUCUCUCUGGCUCUUUAUGGGGACUUGGGUCAAUCACUUCACUGCCCUAUCAGCCCUUUUCUCCUGCCUGUAAAACGAACAUUAAACAAUACUUACCUACCUCA